Messenger RNA from Lactuca sativa (garden lettuce), 771 nucleotides. RefSeq lists its product as uncharacterized. The record is from RefSeq and is a predicted model, not a curated record. Gene Ontology annotation, cellular component: replication fork. NCBI's taxonomy places the organism in Eukaryota, Viridiplantae, Streptophyta, Magnoliopsida, Asterales, Asteraceae. Gene Ontology annotation, biological process: DNA replication.
AUGAAACUAACUUUUGGAAGCGAUCAAUCUGAUAUAGAAAAAAUCAGAGAUUUUGCAAAAUGGCCGUUGGAGAUAGGAGAAGGUAAACUUGGAGGUAUCAACGAUGGAGAAACGGUUAUUGAUAUUCCAGAUGAUAUUCUCAUUAAUGAUCCUCAUGAUCCUAUAGGUUCAUUAAUCGACUUCUUUCCAGGAGAUGAAGUUGAAUACUUAAGUUCAGAUAGUAUAUGCCAAUAUAAAUUUGUCCACGAUAAGUUUGAUGCAAAUUUAUAUUCACCUGAUGUUUUAAAUGGUCUAAAAGUAUCGGGUUUACCAAACCAUAAGUUAGUUUUAAAAAUUGAUGUUCUCGUUAUGUUGCUCAGAAAUAUUGACCAGAAAAAUGGAUUGUGUAAUGGGACAAGACUCCAGGUGAUAUCAUUGGGCAAACGUAUUAUUGAGGCACGUAUCAUAUCUGAAACUAAUAUUGGAAACCGCACUUUUAUUCCAAGAAUGUCUUUAACUCCAUCGGAAAAGAAAAUCCCCUUCAAAUUCCGAAGAAGUCAGUCUCCAUUGGCUGUAUGUUUUGCAAUAACCAUUAAUAAAAGUCAGGGACAGUCAUUAUCAAAGGUUGGUUUGUUUCUCAAACAUCCCGUCUUUUCACAUGGUCAAUUGUAUGUUGCUUUAUCUAGAGUUCAAAGCAUAGACGGAUUAAAAUUGUUAAUUUUAGACAAUGAUGGUCGUGUCACAAAUAAAACUUCCAAUGUCGUUUAUAAGGAAGUUUUUGGGAAUUUAUAA